AUGCUACAAGAACACCGAAAGUUUGUCGCAACUAUCACCUCAUUCCCGUAUGACCUUGGUGGGAAUACCUUUGUUCUCGGGGACGCUGAGACCAUCGUGCCCUUCACAAAUAUGCAUUCAAUGUGUCGUGCUAUCCUUCAUAACUUGAUAGAUAGUGAAGGCGAUGCUGGCAAUGGCAGAUCUGGAACCAAAGGUCCCUCUUGCCUUUAUAGAUUUUUGAUACGGGGCCAGUAUGGCUACGGGCUAGUCUAUUUCCAAUAUUGGACUAGCCUCCAGCUUAUGAACUGCAUUAUUGACCACGGCGCCUAG
Molecule: messenger RNA, 309 nt
Organism: Aspergillus oryzae RIB40
Lineage: Eukaryota; Fungi; Ascomycota; Eurotiomycetes; Eurotiales; Aspergillaceae
Exons: 2
Coding region: 1-309 (102 amino acids)
Source: RefSeq, a predicted model, not a curated record